UAUGAAUUAAGUAAAUUAGGUCCUUUAAAAACCUUAAAUGUAAUUUUAGAUUAAAAUUGUAGAGAUAAAAAGGUCUUUGAUACUACAAGUUAUGCCCUUCCAAAAAGUGAUGAAAUAAUGACUAGGUUAUCUGAGAAUUUCUCAAAAUUUGGAGCUACUUAUAGUUAAUUUACAAUUGCUAUAGUUAUUUUAGGAGGAUUAACAAAUUUAGUAUUUUUAAUAAGUGUAGGAUUAAGCAUUGCCUUGUAAAAAUUCUAUUUUUUAUACUUAGUUGGUACACUGUUUUAAAAAAUGAUGAUUUUCUAGAUUAUAUUCCAAAUUUCGGAAUCCUAACAUCAGAUAAAAAAAAGGUUCUAUUGUUUUUAGGUAAUAUUUAUAAUUAUUAAUAUUUUUUAGUGAAUGUUCUUGUUUUGUAUAUGUUUUGUGGAGAUUCCAUAUUUACUUAUAUAGGGGUUGGGUAAGAAUAUAAUAUAAAAUUAGUUUCCUUAUAUCAUUUCUACAUUCAUUCUUGUUUGUAUCACCAUCAACUGGAGCUUUAAUUGAUGGCUAAAAUCAUCAACAAACUAAUUAAGAUUAAACCUAGUAUGUUAAUUUUAGUAAUAACAAUAAUAUUGAAUUAUAAUAUAAAUGACGAUCCGCA
Paramecium sonneborni is the source of this 640-nucleotide messenger RNA. The record is from the annotation of a GenBank genome assembly. Lineage: Eukaryota; Ciliophora; Oligohymenophorea; Peniculida; Parameciidae.